GCUGGACGCGCGGCUGCAGAUCGGCGGUGACAACGCGGUGACGCUGCGCCUCGGUGCCACCAACGCGGGGGAAGGCGCCUUCGAGGCCGAGCUGUGGGUGCAGCUCCCGGACGGAGCCUUCUACCAGCGGGCGCUGAGCGACAGCGGGGAGAAGCUGAACUGCAACCCCCGGAGGGAGAACGGGACCCACGUGGUGGUGUGCGAGAUGGGCAACCCCAUGAAGGCGGGCACGCAGAUCACUGUGGCCAUGGAGCUGAGCGUCCCGGCGCUGGAGGACGCGGGCGAUGCCAUCACUUUCCACCUGCAGCUCAGGAGCAAGAACAGCCCCGGUGCCAGCGCGGCCGUCACCAUCCCCGUGGAAGCGCACGCGGAGAUGGAGCUGAGGGG
Molecule: messenger RNA, 387 nt
Organism: Numida meleagris (helmeted guineafowl)
Lineage: Eukaryota; Metazoa; Chordata; Aves; Galliformes; Numididae
Product: integrin alpha-IIb-like
Biological process (GO): cell-matrix adhesion; cell-cell adhesion; integrin-mediated signaling pathway
Cellular component (GO): external side of plasma membrane; integrin complex
Molecular function (GO): integrin binding
Source: RefSeq, a predicted model, not a curated record